Molecule: messenger RNA, 591 nt
Organism: Rubroshorea leprosula
Lineage: Eukaryota; Viridiplantae; Streptophyta; Magnoliopsida; Malvales; Dipterocarpaceae
Source: the annotation of a GenBank genome assembly
UUCGCCUAUAUAGUCACUCACCAGGCGGUUCUCCAAUGACUUUCAAAGCUCAGAAGUCAAGCCCUAAUCUUUCUCUUUGCGAUCUGCUCUCCUUCGUCGUCAGUCUCCUCCUCAUCCUUCUCAAGUCCCUCAAAAUUCAGAUUUGUCUUUGGUGGCCUAGAGGAAGGCUUUUCUGGGUCUCGGAUAACAGAUUGUCCUACUCUUCUGUCUGCAUAAGGUAGGAAAGUUGAAUCAAAUUUCAUGUCUUCAUCGUCUUCUAGCAUCCAUUCAUGCAUGUUCUAAUAUUUUAAUGACACUAUGAAUUGAUUUUAUGUGUUGGCAAAGUGAUUAUGGUAUACUUCUAGUUCUAGGGUUUCAUAUGUCUGAACCUGGUUCCAAUUACAUUCACUUACCAUUAUCCUUUUGGUGGACAACCGAACUACUAAAGUACUGGUAAUAUAGUCUGAGCUCUGUUCCUGAUUCAAAGUACUGAACUACUAGCGUUACUAUGUUCUACACAAUUUAACAUUCAUCACUUGUGAGGAAAAAGAAGUGUGUUCUAUAUUUUGAUUGUAAUAUUUAUUUAUGGUAUAAUAAAACUACAUUGUUUAU